Molecule: messenger RNA, 338 nt
Organism: Notodromas monacha
Lineage: Eukaryota; Metazoa; Arthropoda; Ostracoda; Podocopida; Cyprididae
Source: the annotation of a GenBank genome assembly
AAACUCAUCAAACCAACAUCAUGGGUACAGCUCAUGUAUUGGAAGCCGUAAGACAUUGCCAAAGUGUUAGAGCGGUGGUGGUGGUUACCACCGAUAAAUGCUAUGAUAACAAAGAACAAGCCCAAGGGUAUAUAGAAACCGAUUCUAUGGGGGGAUUUGACCCCUACAGCAGCUCCAAAGGGGCUGCAGAAUUGGUGACGGCCUCUUAUCGAAAUUCAUUCUUUAAUAUUGACAAUUACAACAAAACCCAUCAGGUUUUGUUGGCUUCGGCGCGCGCUGGGAACGUGAUUGGUGGCGGAGAUUGGAGCGAAGAUCGGCUCAUUCCCGAUAUUGUACAA